Andrographis paniculata is the source of this 716-nucleotide messenger RNA. RefSeq lists its product as uncharacterized. The coding region runs from base 192 to 596 and encodes 134 amino acids. NCBI's taxonomy places the organism in Eukaryota, Viridiplantae, Streptophyta, Magnoliopsida, Lamiales, Acanthaceae. The transcript has 2 exons. The record is from RefSeq and is a predicted model, not a curated record.
CGGCACCCUAUUUUUAUUGUAACCACACACAGACAUUGUUAUUUGUUGAGGGUUGAAGUGCAGCACCCAGCAUUAAUGGCUGCUGGCCUGGCGAUUAAUCCAGGCUCCCGGGACCACAAAGCCGGGAUGAUCUCCACCGUCUACGGCGCCCACGUGAACGGCGUGGAUGAUGAUUUUGAGUAAAUCGGAAAAUGGAAGGGAUUUCGGCGGUGGUUUACAGAGGAAUCAGAGGCUACUGGCGGCGGCGGAGCUACCAGCGCCUCCGCGCCGGCGACGGCGACGGCGGCGCGAACCGGAGGCGGCGGUUGUGGAAAAUAAAACUGACGCCGCGGCUGAAGCUGAAGCUCCGAUUCUCGCCGAAGAAGUUCCUCCUAGGGCUGCGGGAUGCGUACGUUAGCAUGAUGAUGAGAGUCGCCACCACGCGCGCGAUCGGCGGCGGCAGCUACGGCGGCGAUGUGUUCGGAAUGAGAGCCGUUAAGGAGUACGACGAGCGGACGAUCGUCGAGAUCUACAAAUCGAUGGUGGUGGCGCAGGGACAGCUCGUCCCCCGCGACGCCGCCUGGAUUUGCUCCGGCGCCGCCGCCUGCCGACGGUAGCGAUGAAUUAAAUUAAAUUAAACCACGUGCUGUGUUUUUACUAGGGUUUGCAGUGAAGUGAAAUUAGAUCAAUAAUCAUGUUCUUGAUUCCAGAUUUUCAAUUCCAUAUCUUAUUUCUUA